This is a messenger RNA of Colletotrichum destructivum, 2970 nucleotides long. RefSeq lists its product as uncharacterized. The transcript has a single exon. The record is from RefSeq and is a predicted model, not a curated record. Lineage: Eukaryota; Fungi; Ascomycota; Sordariomycetes; Glomerellales; Glomerellaceae. Bases 1 to 2970 code for a protein of 989 amino acids.
AUGUCUCAUUCGGCAUCCAUUCUCUCGAAAACCCUCCAGUCUAUCACCGUGACCAAGAUCCGCGAGCUCGAGAAGCAGCGAGCACAAUACGAGACCCGAAAGUCCGCGGUGCUCGUCGACGCCGACCGCCACCUCGACCAGGGCGAACGCAUCAGCUGCCUUCUCGGCGGCGUGAGAGAUUUGUACCGCAGCGGCAAGGACAACAACGUCGGGGUCGUCGACAACACCGAGAUGCUCUUGGCCCAGUCGAGGUACGACCCGUCGGUGCCGGCUCAUAUGCUGCGGUCGUGCGAGGGCCUGCUGCGCUCCAAGCUCGAUGUGCAGAGCCACAAGCUCAGCAUGGCACACCUGUACUCGAGCCUCGUGACGGAGUGGAUGAAUCCCGGCGAGCCCAUGGAGGGCGACGGCGGCGGCGGCAGCGAGGAAGAAGCGGCCGAGGAGGAGUCUUCCUUCGAGGUCGUCGACCGCCAGAAGGAACGUCUGCAGAGUCUCUGUGAUCAGUUUGAGAAAGUCGUCUUCACACCCCUGGAGACGGACGAGGCCGAGAUCAACGAGUACCUCGACAGCUUCUUCGACACUUACGAGAAGAAGGAGGUCCUCGCGACUGUGCGGGAUCACGUCCGCAAGACGAGCGUGGCCUUGCUGCAAACGGGCAGGCCGUUCAACGAGAAGACGUUGAAGCAGUGCAUCAGGGGCCUCCUCGAACAGGACCUCCUCAGCGACGAGAAGCAGACCAUGCUCAGGGAGUUCGAGCAGAACGGGGUCGUCCUGAGGGAGAUCGCCGACGUCCUCAACACGCGGUUCGCCGACUUGAAGACCUGGGACUGGGACGCCGGGGAGGAGGGCGUGCCAGUUCUGCCGCGCCAGCAGCUCAACGGCAAGUACCGCAUCUGGAUGGACGAGGACGUGCUGCAGGCCAUCUUCAUUCACUACAUCGGCAUCCGCAGCUGCGUCGACCUCAAGAAAGUCUUGACCCGCGUCGUGUCCGGCGAGAGCGGUCCGUUCUGGAGAUGGCACGCCGGCCCGUCGUUGACCGAGAGGGAGGCACAGCGACGGGCCUUUUAUCUCGGCGAGUCCAUCACCGGGGCGCCAGAAGUAGCCCGUCACUUCACCGCCCGGAAGUUGACAGACGAUGAAAGCAAGUCGCGAGCAAGAGAAAGAGGCGUCUCCUUGGACGCUCCGGUCAGGACCAUCAAGGCCGGCACGAUCGUGGCGCAUCGCAGGGACGACUACAUCGGCAACUUUUGCGUCGCCGCGCUGCCGAGCCGGGUGGACACGCUCAACAACGGACUGUACGCCGACGAAGGGGAGCAGCCGCAGGAUUCCGACGACGAAUAUAACGACGAAGAUGACGACGACGACGACGACGACGAUUACGACCGGGCGAGCAGGUGGGUAACCGGCGGGGGCAACGAGAAGCCGAACAUCAAGCAGGUCCUCCUACGUACCCUCGCUACCGAGAUCAUGGUCCAGCAGGCGCUCCACGGACAGGCCGCCGUGGUGCAGUCAGACCUCAAGUGGUUCGGGGCCAGCCUGUCGCACACGUCCAUCUUCGCCGUCAUGCGCUUCUUCGGGUUCCCCGAGAACCUCGUCGCCUUCUACAGAAAGGUCCUCGAGGCGCCCUUGAACCUGAGCCCGUCGUCGGAUUCCCACCGGGCGGCGAACGAGCCGCCGCCGCCGCCGCAGGCACCGCGCGUCCGGCGCCGCGGGAUGCCCAUGGCCAGGGCGCCGGAGAAGCUCAUCGGUGAGCUGGUACUCUUCGUCAUGGACAUGGCCGUCAACCAGGAGACCGGGCUGCAGCUCUACCGCCUGCACGACGACCUCUGGGUUGCCGGGGACCCGUCGCACACGGCCAAGGCCUGGGGUGCCAUGCGGCGCUUCGCGCGGGUCAUGGGGCUUGAGUUCAACGACAAGAAGACGGGGUCGGUGUACCUCGUCGACCAGGGCGUGUCAAGAGACGAGGCCGUCGCGGCGGAACUGCCCGACGGCCCCGUCGGCGUCGGGCACCUCGUGCUGGACCCGGAGAGCGGCAGGUGGGCCGUCGACCAGGAGAACGUGGCGAAGCACGUCGCGCAGCUGAAGAAGCAGCUCGCGGAGUCGAGGAGCGUGCUGGACUGGGUGCGGACGUGGAACAGCUGCACCGGCCGGUUCUUCGGCCACGCGUUCGGCGAGCCGGCAUGCUGCUUCGGAGAGGAGCACGUCCAGAGCGUCUUGGAGACGUACCGGAAGAUGCAGCGCGACAUCUUCGAGCCGUGGUGCAAGAUCGCAGACGACCAUGACGACGGUAUGGCGGCAGCAUCCAAUGGGGGAACUGAGGGAAAGUACAGCGUCGUCGGCUACGUCAAGUCCAAGAUCGCGCAGCGCUUCGGCGUAUCGGACGUCUCGGACGCGUUUCUCCUGUUCCCCGACCAGCUGGGUGGUCUCGGGCUGCGGAACCCCUUCAUCCCCUUCUUGAUGGCCCAAGAGGGCCUGAAACAUCGCUACUCAGCAACGGAUAUCGUCAAGGAAUACCUCGCCAUGGACCUGGAGGAGUACGAGCUGAAGAAGAAGUACUUCGAGGCCCUGGGCGGCGCCAGGGAGCGCGAGGCCCGCGCGGAGAGGGCGAUCGGCGGCCACUUCGACCCGGCCGACAUCCUGGGUCCCGGCGAAGCAGACGGCUUCAUGGGUCUCGAGGAGUUCGCCGCGCGGCGCGAGCUGACGAGCGCAUCCUUCGGGACCGUGUACCGUUGUCUUCUGAAGACGCCGCCCGUGGCGCAGCCGAGGACGGACCGGGAGGUUGACGACACCCUGCGAAGGCUGAGCAUUCGGCCGGAGAGCAUGUUCGCCGAGGUGAAAUGGGUGUUGCAGAUGUACCACAAGGAGGCGGAGGAGAGGUUCGACGGCCUCAGGCUGGUGGAAAAGCAGUUCUUGCCCCUGGGGGUCAUAGCGAUGAUGAGAAAGAGGGCCGUCCGAUGGGGGUUGGUCCUUUGA